GUCUUAAUGAAAAUUAUGUUUUUAAUAAUUAUCGAAAACCAGAAAAUGUGAUGCAGAAUGUUGGAUUCGUAUAAUAAUUUUGAAUCAUUCACCAAUGACACGAACAUUGAAAACUACAACGAUACUAACUUAACCACAGUAUGGACAAAUGAAGAAUUUUGCUCACCUUUUUCUGCAGGAAGUUUGCUUUCUACUCCCAUUUUUCAAUUUUGUGUAUUCUUUAUGUACUGUACUAUAUUUAUAGUUGCUUUAAUAGGGAAUGGACUAGUGUGCUUCGUUGUGCAAAGUUCACCUCGAAUGAAGACCGUAACAAAUUAUUUCAUAAUGAACCUGGCUAUUGGUGAUAUUUUGAUGACAAUAUUUUGUGUGCCGUUUUCAUUUGUGUCAAUGUUAGUUCUAAGGUACUGGCCCUUUGGUAUAGUUAUGUGUAAAAUAGUGAAUUAUUCUCAAGCUGUUUCCGUGCUAGUUAGUGCUUAUACACUUUUGGCUAUUUCUAUUGAUCGUUAUAUGGCAAUUAUGAGACCUUUGCAGCCGAGAUUAGGUAAAACUGCUGCUAAAUUUAUAGUGGCAGCGGUGUGGGGAGGAGCAUUAGCGACUGCAGCACCUAUCAUUAUAGUUUCACAAAUACAGAGACCGACUGAAUGGCAUCAAUACUGUAAAACAGACAUCUGUCUUGAAAAAUGGGAGUUUGUCGAACAAAACGAACAAUACUCGUGUGCACUAUUAGUUCUACAAUUCGGAUUGCCACUUACAGCGCUUGUAUGCACAUAUGCGCGAAUUGCACACGUCGUAUGGGGAGUUCGACCACCGGGUGAAGCGCAAACAGCAAGAGACACCCGAAUCCAGCAUUCGAAACGAAAGAUGAUUAAGAUGAUGGUGACGGUGGUUAUUGUAUUUACUAUCUGCUGGCUCCCUCUCAAUAUAUUUAUUAUUCUAUGGACUCUCCACGAGACCGAUGACGCUUGGGCAACAUGGCCAGGCAUGCCAUACGUGUGGUUCGUAGCCCACUGGCUGGCUAUGUCACACUGUUGUUAUAAUCCAAUCAUAUACAGCUAUAUGAACGUAAGAUACCGUCGAGGAUUUAAACAGAUAUUAGGUAGCUUGAUGCCCACUCGUUUACAUCAGACAUCGCGGUCGGCUCGACGUACCAGCACCUGUGAUGUCAUACCCUUAUCAGAACUCAUGGGUGUCAACGGCAUCCGUCGAGAAAUAAGCAGCGGUUCGGGUCGUUUGCAGCGUGUAUCUCAUCGCAGCGGGAGCUCUGAUAACAAUCUCUCGUCCAGACACUUCAUCGCCUCAACACCUCCAAUACAAGCGCUGUCGUAGACAAUUCCAGUUGUAACAGUUAAAUAAUAAUUUAUAUAAAACACGGUACCUAUUACAUAAAUACCAAAGGUUACCUUAAUGUUAUUCUCUUGAAAUGAUUAAGAUAUAAGAAUUGAUUAUUAUUAGCUUAUUUUUCCCUUAUAUUGUAAUUCCUUUUGUCACUUAGUAUAUUUGUAAAUUACUAAAUUACUUUUCAUUAUUAGUGAUAUUUUGUAUCCUUUCUAUAUAAAUAUAUAUUAUAUACAUUGAUGCCAAUAUUUAUCUCUAUUAUAUUUAAAACAAUGAAUUGUGUUCCAUUUAAUUAGGGUGGAAGAUGCUGUCUAUUGUGACACAGUUUACAUUAGUACAGUCGUCAAUGUAAUCUCUCUUAUAUUGUAGAAAUAAAACGUACGAUAUGAUUACUAUUGUUUAA
Messenger RNA from Nymphalis io (European peacock), 1738 nucleotides. RefSeq names its product RYamide receptor-like. Bases 58 to 1326 code for a protein of 422 amino acids. The transcript has 6 exons. The record is from RefSeq and is a predicted model, not a curated record. Lineage: Eukaryota; Metazoa; Arthropoda; Insecta; Lepidoptera; Nymphalidae. Gene Ontology annotation, biological process: neuropeptide signaling pathway. Gene Ontology annotation, molecular function: neuropeptide Y receptor activity. Gene Ontology annotation, cellular component: membrane.